This is a messenger RNA of Amaranthus tricolor (Joseph's coat), 2044 nucleotides long. RefSeq lists its product as uncharacterized. The coding region runs from base 420 to 1754 and encodes 444 amino acids. Gene Ontology annotation, cellular component: plasma membrane. NCBI's taxonomy places the organism in Eukaryota, Viridiplantae, Streptophyta, Magnoliopsida, Caryophyllales, Amaranthaceae. The record is from RefSeq and is a predicted model, not a curated record. The transcript has 8 exons.
CAAACAAUUAAUGGCAGCAUUAAAUGAGACAAGGGUGUUGUAUAUGAGUUAGUGCACCUCAUUAUUUCUCUCUGUACCUUCUCUUUCUCUCCCCUUUUUUUUUGUUGCAUCUUUUCUGUGAUUACUAUCAAUUUUUUUUUUAAUUUUAGGAAUAAUUAUAGAGGUCCCCAAUUUGAUCCAGCAAGAACACAGCUAAGCUUAAUUUGCUGAAACUUCAAUUGACCCCACUUUCACUGUUUAGUGUUUACUUCCCCACCUGCUAAAACCCUUUAAUUUGUUAAGCUCAUUCAUGGCUUCCCUUUCUUCCUCUUUCUUUAAUUGUUCAAAACAUCAAUUUUGAUGCUUUGGGUACCUCUCAAUUUCUCUUAUUUUGCUCCUUUUGGCAUCUUUUUUGUGUUGGUUGGUGUUUUUAGGCAGGUAUGAGAGGAGGGUUUUUCUCUAACUUCAUCAAGUUUCAAAUUUUCACCUCAGUUCUAUUAAUCUAUGUCAAUGAAUUGUACUGUGCUCCAUUAAGUUAUUUCGGAUAUCCUGCUCCAAAUGGAGGAGACCUCUUUCCUAUGUCACCGAAAGGGGCUCCGCAGCCCCUCAUUCCAUUUCUGGCACCUUCCCCCUUGACUCCAUUUACAAAUAGCACAGUCCCUAAACUAUCAGGAGUAUGCCCGUUUAACUUCACUGCAGCUGAAAGUAUAAUGGGACUUACGGCAACCGAUUGCUUUACUGCAUUUGCUCCGUACCUAGCAAACGUAGUUUGUUGUCCGCAAUUGCAUGCCACUUUAGUUAUUCUUGUAGGUCAGUCCAGUAGAGAUACCAAAUUGCUUGCGUUGAAUGAAACGCUUUCUAAGCAAUGCCUAUCCGAUGUUAAUCAAGUAUUGUUGAGCCAAGGUGCAAAUGACGAUCUUCAACAGAUAUGCAAAAUCCGGGCAUCUAAUCUUACCGAAGGCUCGUGUCCUGUCAAGGAUGUUAAAGAAUUUGAGACAGCUGUGGACACUUCCAAACUCUUGGAGUCUUGUCAAAAACUAGACAUUGUCAAUGAAUGUUGCUCUCAAACAUGUCAAAAUGCGGUAUCGGAAGCUGCUAGAAAUAUCAGCUCAAAGCUUGGUGAUCUUACUGAUGUUCCUCAGCUUUCUGAUAUUGCUGAAGAUUGUCAGAGUAUUGUUUUGAGGUGGCUGGCUAGUAAACUCAAUCCUUCUCGUGCCAAGGAAGUUAUAAGGGGGUUGUCAAAUUGCAAUAUUAAUAAAGUGUGUCCAUUGAGUUUCCCUGACACAAGACAUGUUGCAAAGAAGUGUGCAAAUGUAAUAAGCAACACAUCAAUGUGCUGUAGUGCCAUAGAUAGCUACGUGAGUCACUUGCAAAACCAAAGCUUUGUCACCAACUUGCAAGCCCUCAAUUGUGCCGCUGCGCUUGGAAUGAAGCUGCAACGAGAAAACGUUACAGAAAAUGUAUACAAUCUUUGUCAUGUGAGCCUCAAGCAAUUCUCCGUUCAAGCUGGAACACAAGAAUCUGGAUGUCUUCUACAGAGUUUGCCUUCAGAUGUUACAUUUGACAAGAUUUCAGGGAUUACCUUUCUCUGUGAUCUGAACGAUAACAUUCCUGCUCCUUGGCCCUCCGCACUUCAGUUGCCAGCUUCGUCUUGCAAUAAAACUGUAAACAUUCCUGCACUUCCUGCAGCGGCAUCCGGAGAAGUCGGUCUGCAUAUGAAGCAUCAUUGGAAUUACUUGGUCAUGUUGCUUUCAUUCGUCCUGGUUCUUUGUUGAGCUGGUUUUAUUCUGAAGGAAAAGCGUAAGUGUUUGUUGUACAUGAAGGGAAGAUCGGAGACCAAAUUUAAAGAAAUUUGAGUUUCAUUGGGAGCAAGUUAUGUUCAAUUUUAUUUAGCAUUGUAGUGAUAGUUUAUAUUCUUCUUCCAAAGAUUUUGUAUAGGAAGUCUAGAAAUACAUGAAUAUAUGUGUUGUAAACAAUCAUGUUAACUCAACCUUGUACAUUUCGCAUGCCCGAAAAAGCUACUAUGUUUAACUAAUUCAUGCGAAAGGCUAUGCACGAAACAAAA